Molecule: messenger RNA, 5188 nt
Organism: Neofelis nebulosa (Clouded leopard)
Lineage: Eukaryota; Metazoa; Chordata; Mammalia; Carnivora; Felidae
Gene: SLC26A3
Product: solute carrier family 26 member 3
Exons: 21
Coding region: 259-2538 (759 amino acids)
Biological process (GO): transmembrane transport
Cellular component (GO): membrane
Molecular function (GO): oxalate transmembrane transporter activity; bicarbonate transmembrane transporter activity; chloride transmembrane transporter activity
Source: RefSeq, a predicted model, not a curated record
UGGGAAACUCCUAUACAAGGCUUAUCUGCUUUGCUUAUUUUAGCCACUAUUUGCUUCCAGUUCCUCUGUUCGGCAUUUGCAGAGGUAGCAAUGUCUACCUGUCCUAUGAGCACAUCCAGAGGAAAAAUAGAAUUUUUGUCUUGCACCCACCAAAUCCUUUAAAAAUCUUCAAAGGCAUUUGAACCUGCUGAAGGCAAGAACAGUUUGCCACACAGUUCCAAAGGUCUCCCACUUACCACGGUCGUCAGAGCAAGCAAAAUGAUCGAACCCAUUGGGAAUCAGUACAUUGUAGCCAGGCCAGUGUAUUCUGCGAAUGCUUUUGGGGAAGAACAUAAGAAGAAGCAGAGGCAUCACAAGACCUUUCUGGAUCAUCUCAAAGUGUGUUGUAGCUGUUCCACACAAAAGGCCAAGAGAAUCGCCCUGUCUUUGUUCCCCAUAGCAUCUUGGUUACCAGCCUACCGGAUAAAGGAAUGGCUACUCAGUGACAUUGUUUCCGGAAUCAGCACAGGGCUGGUAGCUGUACUGCAAGGUUUAGCAUUUGCUCUGCUGGUCACCAUCCCCCCAAGCUACGGACUGUAUGCAGCCUUUUUCCCAGUUAUAAUCUACUUUUUCUUGGGCACUUCUAAACACAUAUCUGUGGGUCCGUUUCCAGUUCUGAGUAUGAUGGUGGGAGCAGUAGUUGUGAGAUUAACCCCGUCGGAGAGUACAGCUGCUCUGGAACUCUCUAAUAGCUCGAUGAGUAAUGAUUCAUCAGCAGAUGAGUAUAAGGUGAUGGUGGCUGCCACGGUUACAAUCCUUUCUGGAAUCAUUCAGUUGCUCAUGGGAGUUCUGCAGAUUGGGUUCGUGGUGAUCUAUCUAUCCGAGUCCCUAAUCAGUGGCUUCACCACAGCUGCUGCCGUGCACGUUUUGGUUUCUCAGCUCAAGUUUAUGCUUCAGCUGAAUGUUCCUGCACACACUGAUCCAUUUUCAAUUUUCAAAGUACUGAAUUCCAUAUUCACACAAAUAGAGAAGACUAAUAUUGCAGACCUUGUGACAUCCUUGAUUAUUCUGCUGAUUGUAUUUGUGGUUAAAGAAAUAAAUCAGCGCUACAAAGCCAAACUUCCGGUGCCCAUCCCAAUUGAACUCAUCAUGACUGUGAUCGCAACAGGUGUGUCCUAUGGCUUUGACUUCAAAAACAGGUUUGAGGUGGCUGUGGUUGGGGAGAUGAAAAGAGGAUUUCAGCCCCCCAGCGCACCCGACAUGCAGAUUUUCCAGGAGACCAUCGGGGAUAGCUUCGGCAUCGCCAUCGUUGGCUUUGUGGUGGCCUUCUCAGUGGCCAGCGUCUAUUCCCUCAAGUACGAUUACCCGAUUGACGGCAAUCAGGAGUUAAUAGCCUUGGGAUUGAGUAACAUAUUCAGUGGAUCAUUCAAAGGCUUUGCCGCGAGUACUGCCCUCUCCAGAUCGGGGGUGCAGGAGAGCACUGGAGGCAAAACGCAGAUUGCUGGGCUUCUCUCUGCUAUCAUCGUUCUGAUUGUCAUUGUAUCCAUUGGAUUUCUUCUGGAGCCACUACAAAAGUCUGUCCUGGCAGCGUUAGCACUUGGGAACCUGAAGGGAAUGCUGAUGCAGUUCACAGAAAUACGAAGACUGUGGCAAAAGGAUAAAUAUGAUUGUCUGAUAUGGAUCAUGACCUUCAUCUUUGCCAUUGUCCUGGGACUCGGGUUGGGCCUGGCGGCCAGCGUGGCAUUCCAGCUCCUGACCAUUGUGUUCAGGACCCAGUUUCCAAAAUGCAGCACACUGGCGAAUGUUGGAAGGAGCAACGUCUAUAAGAAUAAAAAAGAUUACUCUGAUAUGUAUGAGCCAGAAGGGGUGAAGAUCUUCAGGUGUCCAUCUCCCAUCUACUUUGCAAACAUUCAUUUCUUUAAGCAGAAACUUAUCGAUGCUGUUGGCUUUAAUCCACUACGAAUUCUACGCAAGCGCAACAAAGCUUUGAAGAAAAUCCGAAAACUGCAGAAAAAAGGCUUGCUGCAAGCGACACCAAAAGGGAUUAUAUGUACCAAUGAUGGCUUUAAAGAUUCCGACGAAGAGCUGGACAACAAUCAGAUAGAAGGACUGGAUCAACCCAUCAAUACCACCGACCUGCCUUUCGAGAUAGACUGGAAUGCCGACCUUCCUCUCAACACUAUGGUCCCUAAAAUCAGCCUGCAUAGCCUCAUUCUCGACUUUUCAGCUGUGUCAUUUCUUGACAUCUCUUCAAUGAGAGGUCUCAAAACGCUUUUGCAAGAAUUUAUCAGGAUCAACGUAGAUGUGUAUAUUGUUGGAAGUGACGAUGAUUUCAUCGAGAAGCUUGUACAGUGUGAAUUUUUUGAUGAUGAAGUCAAGGACUCCAUCUUCUUCUUAACAAUCCAUGAUGCUGUUUUGCACAUUCUGAUGAAGAAGGAUUACAGUGCUUCAAAGUUUAAUUCCAGUCAGGAAAAACAACCGAAAUUUGAUUUUACCAUAAAUACAAAUGGAGGAUUACGUAAUCGAGAAUGUCGGGUACCAGUUGAAACAAAAUUCUAAUCAACACACAACUGGGAAGGACCCUCAUCUGACUGUCACAUAAAGAACAACCUUAUACCCAGAAAGUUAUUGAUAAGUUCAUACAUUGUAUGAGGAAUAUUUUUACUCAGCAGAAUUAUGUUUCAGACUUUGGAACGAGAUUGUUCUAGCAUCAUAUAUUUUUCACCUAUCUAGUAUAAAAUUUUGUAAAUACUCUCAAUUUUUUAUCUUGUAGAUUUCUCAAAGGAAGACAAUUUUUUGUUUAUAUGUAUUUUUAUAGCACUGACAGAUUUCCCUCCAGGUCACUAUACCUUCAUGCAUAUGUUUUGCACUGUAUUUACACCACUGCUUUGAAUCUCGUAAUUUAUACAGUUCAUAUUGUAUAAAUUCAUACUAUAUACAGUUCAUACUGUAUACAGUUCAUGCUGUAUACAGUUUAUACAGAACUGUAUACAGUUCAUACUGAUAUAUCUCCAUUUAAAAAAAAUCCAUUGUACAGUGGAUAUGUCUUGUUUUGUUAAAUUUGUUAGCUUUCUGGAAUAUGCUUGUUGUGGGUCCCCUUGGUAGAGGUCUGGCUGGAAACCUGCCACAUGAGAAUCGUCUAAAACCUCUGCAGUGAUCCUUAAUUUUGCCCAGAGUUUGUGAUUAUCACUGUAGCUUUUUAACGCAUUCAACAACCUCCUAUCCAGACUUUGACACAAUCCUUCUAAUGUCAUAUCUGUAACUAUAAUAAGCUUUGGAGGCAAGUCCUUUUCUUCCACCUCGUAGUAUGCAAAUUGUAUAAGCUAAUGAAGAUAUAAAAUGAAAAGGCAAGAAGGUGAAACACGAACAGAAAACAUGAUAGGUAAACAGUUCUUUCCAGUCUUAGAGAAAAGAAAAGAUGGUAGGACCCAGUUUGACUUUUUCUUCACUGUUGGGCAUUAUUUGUAACACACAGGGCAGAAUAAUCACUCUAGAGCUCAAUUUGGCUAGAGAAUAAGAUUCCGCAUACAUGCUUCUCUGUUUUGCUGGCAUUGUUCUCGGUACAAAUUUGUAUUUAUUUUAUGUAACAGAUAAUUUUGUAACUUUGUAAAAAAUAACUUUGUCAAUGGGGAAAUCCCAAUUGUUCUAGAUCUCGCCUUUGAAGGUUUAUUGUCAAAGCUCCCUCCCACUCUUUAUUACUGUCUUUACUGAAAGGGCUUGUCUAUUAGACUUAAACCAAUUACAGUAAGGUAAAACAAAGUUUAUUUACAUAGCUAGUCUUAAAAACUGGAACGUAAGCACUCUUUGAAGGCACGUUUCUUAAAUUUCUGAGUCAUGCAUACCUUAUAGAGCUUCCUGCGCCCUGCAGACUUUAGGGAAACACACACACAUUUUAGACAUGAUUUAUAUAUGAUGCAUUUGUAUAGGAUACUCCAUGAAUGUCAGAUUAAGAGCUCUUUCUCUGUAGAGGUCAGGGAAUAGGAAUUGGAAACAUAAGCCCAUUUCAUCCAUCAUUUGGGGGUGGGGCCAAAGCCCCACACGGGAUCGUGGCUGAUGUCUGCAUCUUCCCAAGUAAAGGUACUCUUUACACCCUUCUCGCUAACCAAAGAGCCAUGGAGCACUCCAAGCAUGGUGCCCCCAUUUCAGCCUAUUCAACCUUAACAUCUUAGAGGUUCCCUUAUCCCCACCCUUAAAUGUUUUUUUCUCCCUAGGCCUCUAAGGUGGAUAUGCUCUGGGUAUACGUGGCACUCGGCCUCUACUUGCCUGCCUAAAAGCAAUUAUUGAAAAUUGGUACAAAAAUCUGAUCCCUGAUUUAGGAAGAGGCCAAGAGAUCAUGUUGGAAGAUAAAAAUAAAAGCGACAUAAGUCAGAGCAAGACUGAAGGGGAGAAGAUACCCAGUACUGCAACCAGGAGACAGAACAGCUUGGGAAGAGACAGACACAUUACUGAAAUUAAGAAAGCUUGAAGCUAAUAACGUGCCAGUUUAUCCUUAAAAUUUUUUGCCAAUAAUUAUUUAAGAAUGCUACACAUUCUUAUCUAAAUGCAGUAGCUUACCACUUAGUGAUGCAAAUGAGAGGUUUUAAAUGCAAGCUUGGCUUUACACUGCAUAAAGGACAGACAACAGGAACCUUUAAUUCAUUUUCUGCCAUCUUCACCUGGACGUCUACAUGUCAAAACUGAUCUACUGACCUUCUCCCCCUAAUCUGCUUUCCCGGCAUCUUUUCCACCCCAGCUAACGCCAACUCCAUCCUUCUAGCUGCUCAGGUUGAAAAAUCUGUCAGGAUAUUCUACUGUCUCUACCCUUAAAAUAUAUCUAGAAUCAAUUCCUUUCAUUCUCCAAAUAGACCGCAUAAGGUAGGUACUAGGUUUAACCCCAUUUUGGGGAAAAACAAAAUAAAUCAAGGUCCAAGGAGGAUAAGUAAUUAGUCUGUUAUGUAGUUGCAGGUGGGAGAGCCCGAAUUCAGUCUAGAUGGUCCAACUCCAGAGCCAGGCUCUUAAUCAUUAGGAAAUAUUACCUCACAAAACAAAUGAACACCUGUCUAAACACCGAUCUAGCCUAAGGCAGGACUAAACUCAGGAACAAUAUAGCUGUGUUCUACAGAUUUGUUUCAAAGUCGGUAAUUCAGUACUGUACAUUGAAAAUGUACCCAGAAGAGCUUUUAGGAAACAGGAAUGUCCGGAAUCAAAUAAACUUAAUGUUACGCUCGCA